AUGAGUUUGAAGAGUAAGAGUCGAGCUCAAAGAUUACGAGCUAAGUUAAAUCAGAUUUAUCACUAUUGUUUUGUGCAGGUUAUACGUGUGAUCUCUGUAGUUGUGAUAUUGGGAACACUAGCAGAAUGCAGAAUACCAAGUAUUAGUAAAUUGAAUAACUUUGAUUAUCCAGCUAUCAAUUGCAGAAAACACAGUGCAGUUUUGACAGAUUUUGGUGGUGUUGGUGAUGGAAAAACCCUUAACACAAAGGCAUUUAAUUCAGCAAUAACCAAUCUUAGCCAAUAUGCAAAUGAUGGUGGUGCACAACUUAUUGUUCCACCAGGUAAAUGGCUAACUGGAAGCUUCAAUCUCACAAGCCAUUUCACUCUUUUUCUCCAAAAAGAUGCUGUCAUUCUUGCAUCUCAGUAUGAAUCCGAUUGGCCUCAACUUCCUGCUUUACCAUCUUAUGGAAGAGGAAGAGAAAAGCCUGGUGGAAGGUUUAGCAGUCUCAUUUUUGGAACUAACCUCAUUGAUGUUAUUAUUACUGGUAACAAUGGGACAAUUGAUGGACAAGGAUCUACUUGGUGGGACAAGUUCCAAAAGAAACAAUUGAAAAUCACUAGGCCAUAUAUGAUUGAGAUUAUGUAUUCUGAUCAAAUCCAAAUAUCAAAUCUCACUUUGGUCAAUUCCCCUUCUUGGUUUGUACAUCCAGUUUACAGCAGUAACAUAAUUAUAAACGGACUUACAAUUCUUGCACCAGUGGACGUUCCAAACACAGAUGGCAUAGACCCAGAUUCAUCUACAAAUGUUCUGAUUGAAGACAACUACAUUGUUUCUGGUGAUGAUUGUAUUGCAAUUAAAAGUGGAUGGGAUGAGUAUGGAAUCAAAGUUGGCAAGCCAUCACAAAAUAUAAUCGUAAGAAGGCUAACAUGUAUAUCCCCUAAAAGUGCUUUGGUUGCAUUAGGCAGUGAAAUGUCAGGUGGAAUCCAAGAUGUAAGAAUUGAAGACGUCACGGCAAUCAAUACAGAAUCAGCUGUUAGGAUCAAAUCUGCCGUCGGUAGAGGUGCUUUUGUGAAGGACAUUUUUGUCAAAGGAAUGGAUUUGAAUACAUUGAAAUAUGUGUUUUGGAUGACAGGUUCUUAUGGAGAUCAUCCUGAUAACGGAUUUGAUCCAAACGCAUUGCCUAAAAUUAGUGGAAUAAAUUAUAGAGAUGUCACCGCUAAGAAUGUGACUAUUGCGGGCAAAGUUGAAGGAAUUUCUAACGACCCUUUUACUGGAAUAUGUGUUUCUAAUGUGACUAUUGAAAUGAGUGCACAUAAGAAGAAACUUCCAUGGAAUUGCACUGAUAUUUCUGGAGUUACAAGUAAUGUGGUUCCUAAACCAUGUGAACUGCUGAAAGAGAAGGAAAUUGAAUGUCCUUUUCCAAGAGAUAAACUACCCAUUGAAAAUGUUCAAUUCAAGACUUGCAACUUCCAAAGUAGUGUCUUCUGAUAAUGUGGAUGUAAAAAUUGAAAUUUAAUGCUAUUGUUUUUUUUUUUUUUUUUGAGGGAGCUUUAAUGCUAUUGUUGUUAGGACAUCAAAUGCUAUUUUCUUCCAUAAGGAUAUAGUAUAUGGAAUCUAAGUUUUGAAAAGUAAUGAAUAAUACCACUAUUUUACUGAUC
Medicago truncatula (barrel medic) is the source of this 1640-nucleotide messenger RNA. Its product is annotated as probable polygalacturonase. The record is from RefSeq and is a predicted model, not a curated record. The transcript is spliced from 6 exons. Gene Ontology annotation, molecular function: polygalacturonase activity. NCBI's taxonomy places the organism in Eukaryota, Viridiplantae, Streptophyta, Magnoliopsida, Fabales, Fabaceae. Gene Ontology annotation, biological process: carbohydrate metabolic process. The coding region runs from base 1 to 1470 and encodes 489 amino acids.